Molecule: messenger RNA, 9275 nt
Organism: Anoplophora glabripennis (Asian longhorned beetle)
Lineage: Eukaryota; Metazoa; Arthropoda; Insecta; Coleoptera; Cerambycidae
Gene: para
Product: sodium channel protein para
Exons: 30
Coding region: 250-6360 (2036 amino acids)
Biological process (GO): neuronal action potential; membrane depolarization during action potential; sodium ion transmembrane transport
Cellular component (GO): plasma membrane; voltage-gated sodium channel complex
Molecular function (GO): calcium ion binding; voltage-gated sodium channel activity
Source: RefSeq, a predicted model, not a curated record
CAGACUUAGAUCAAAUCCGUUGGUUGGUACCUCGGUGCUGUGCAAGUUUCAAGUCUGGAUUCGCUGCAUUUUGUGUUUUGUUUUUCAGAAAAAAAAUGGAAAAGCCACUAAGAAAAACUAUACAUCAGCUGAUAAUUUUGAUGAUGUUAUGAUUUUCAGCACAUAAUAUGAAUUGUUAGUUAUGUUUUUGGCCCCCAAAUUUGCCCGACUUGAUUCCGAGGUAUCGUGGGGGCCUAGGCGUGAGGAGACAUGUCCGUCGCCUCUGAUUCAUUCUCUGAGGAGGAGGUCAGCCUAUUCCGUCCAUUCACACGCGAGUCACUUGCGGCGAUCGAGGCUAGAAUCGCGGAAGAGCAUGCCAAGCAGAAGGAGCUCGAAAAGAAAAGAGCUGAAGGAGAGACCGGUUUUGGACGCAGGAAAAAGAAAAAAGAAAUUCGGUAUGAGGACGAGGACGAAGAUGAAGGCCCCCAACCGGACGCUACUUUGGAGCAGGGCCUGCCAAUACCGGUACGUCUCCAAGGCAGCUUUCCUCCAGAACUGGCCAGUACGCCGCUUGAAGACAUCGACCCUUUUUACCAUAACCAAAUGACUUUUGUAGUUGUAAGUAAAGGCAAGGACAUAUUUCGAUUUAGUGCAACAAAUGCUCUUUGGAUUCUCGAUCCAUUUAACCCAAUUCGACGGGUGGCCAUUUACAUUCUUGUACAUCCUUUAUUUUCCCUCUUCAUUAUCACUACAAUCCUUGUCAACUGUAUCCUUAUGACCAUGCCUACAACUCCCACCGUAGAGUCAACCGAAGUGAUUUUCACGGGAAUCUACACGUUCGAAUCAGCUGUGAAGGUGAUGGCGAGAGGUUUUAUUCUUCAACCGUUCACCUACCUUAGAGAUGCAUGGAACUGGCUCGACUUCGUAGUCAUAGCUUUAGCUUAUGUUACAAUGGGUAUAGACCUUGGAAAUCUUGCUGCCUUAAGAACGUUUAGGGUACUUCGAGCUCUAAAAACUGUUGCUAUUGUACCCGGUUUGAAGACUAUUGUUGGAGCUGUUAUCGAGUCUGUAAAAAAUCUACGUGAUGUGAUAAUUUUAACAAUGUUUUCCCUUUCCGUUUUUGCACUUAUGGGUUUACAAAUUUACAUGGGUGUCCUUACGCAGAAAUGCAUCAAAAACUUUCCCAACGACGGUUCUUGGGGAAAUCUCACCGAUGAAAACUGGGAGAGAUUCGUUAGUAACGAGACCAACUGGUUCUUUGAUCCGGACAAAGGCGAAAUUCCCUUGUGCGGGAACUCCUCUGGUGCUGGGCAGUGUAAACCCGGUUACACCUGUCUGCAAGGUUACGGUGAAAAUCCAAAUUACGGCUAUACUAGUUUCGAUACGUUUGGAUGGGCCUUUCUUUCUGCCUUUAGAUUAAUGACUCAGGACUAUUGGGAAAAUUUAUAUCAGCUGGUGCUGCGAUCAGCUGGUCCAUGGCACAUGUUGUUUUUUAUCGUCAUCAUAUUUUUAGGAUCCUUUUAUUUAGUUAAUUUGAUAUUGGCUAUCGUCGCUAUGUCUUAUGAUGAACUGCAGAAGAAAGCGGAGGAAGAAGAAGCGGCCGAAGAGGAAGCAAUCAGGGAAGCAGAGAGGGCAGCACAGGCGAAGCAAGACAGAGCAGAAGCGAGGGCAGCAGCGGCAGAAGAGUCACGUCAGGCAGCACUACAAGCUUCCCUAGCUGCAGAGGCAGGACCAGACAUAGUCAAGUCGCCUUCCGACUUCUCCUGUGCCAGCUACGAACUCUUUGUCGGGGCAAAAGGCCACGAUGACAACAACAAGGAGAAGAUGAGCAUUCGAUCAGAAGGAUUAGAUUCUGUGAGUGAGCAGAGAAGAAUUCCUACUAAUCCCACCAAGAUGCGGAAAGUCAGCGCUGCAAGUCUCAGUCUACCUGGAUCCCCGUUCAAUCUGCGGCGUGGCUCCAGAGGUAGCCACCAGUUCACGUUACGUAACAAUCGGCGAAUGGUGGCACCACCUGGUGACCGCAAGCCACUGGUUCUGUCCACCUAUCUUGAUGCCCAGGAACACCUACCUUAUGCUGACGAUUCCAAUGCCGUCACACCGAUGAGCGAAGAGAACGGAGCCAUGGUCGUUCCCAUUUACUACGCCAAUCUGGGGUCACGUCACUCAUCGUACACCUCGCACGCUUCUCGGAUGUCAUACACUUCUCACGGGGACUUACUGGGUGGAAAUGGAAAAGGCAUGACCAAGGAAAGCCAGCUCAGGUGCCGAUCAAUGAGAAAUGGACCGGCAGCUGCGAAUAAUUUUACAGAGUUCACGCAUCGACCCCACAGAGGAGACUACGACGGGCCCACGGGACAGAUUUCCGAAGGAAAGCUGAAGCACCUCGACAAUCCAUUUAUUGAUUGCAACCAGAGACAGACAGUUGUUGACAUGAAAGAUGUCAUGGUAUUGAACGAUAUCAUCGAACAAGCAGCAGGAAGGCAGAGUGGCGCUAGCGAUCAUGGAGUUUCUGUUUAUUUAUUCUCAGCACAAAAUGAUGACGAAGAGGAUGAACCAACAGCGAAAGAACGUUUAUUAGAAUUUACUAUGAGAAUGAUAGAUAUUUUUUGCGUGUGGGACUGUUGCAGUCCUUGGCUCGCUUUCCAGAAGUUUGUGGCUCUCAUAGUAUUUGAUCCGUUCGUUGAACUGUUUAUUACCCUCUGCAUUGUUGUGAACACCCUAUUUAUGGCUUUGGAUCACCACAAAAUGGACCACGACUUAGAAAAAGCUCUAAAGAGUGGCAACUAUUUUUUCACCGCAACAUUCAUGAUUGAGGCGACGAUGAAACUGGUGGCGAUGAGUCCAAAGUAUUAUUUCCAGGAGGGUUGGAACAUAUUCGAUUUCAUAAUUGUAACCUUAUCACUGGUAGAGCUGGGGCUAGAGGGAGUCCAAGGUUUAUCCGUAUUAAGAUCUCUCCGACUGCUAAGAGUGUUCAAACUGGCCAAGUCAUGGCCGACUUUAAAUUUACUUAUCUCCAUUAUGGGUAGAACUAUGGGUGCUUUAGGUAACCUAACAUUCGUGCUGUGCAUUAUAAUAUUUAUAUUUGCUGUUAUGGGUAUGCAACUGUUUGGAAAGAACUAUACAGAUAAUGUCGAUAGAUUCCCUGACCACGAUCUUCCAAGGUGGAACUUUACAGACGUUAUGCAUUCCUUUAUGAUAGUGUUCAGAGUAUUAUGUGGAGAAUGGAUAGAAUCUAUGUGGGAUUGUAUGUUAGUUGGUGAUGUGUCUUGUAUCCCUUUUUUCCUAGCAACCGUCGUCAUUGGCAAUCUUGUGGUACUUAACCUUUUCUUGGCCUUGCUUUUGAGCAACUUUGGUUCAUCAAGUCUCUCGGCUCCGACAGCUGACAACGACACAAACAAAAUAGCGGAAGCCUUCGACAGAAUUGGUCGUUUUAUAAAAUGGAUAAAGGCUAGUGUUUCACAUAUCGCAAAACUGAUUCGGUUUAAAUUAACGAACCAAAUUUCCGACCAGCCGUCAGACACUCGAGAUGGAGGACUCGAUAUACCAGGUGAUGAAAUAUUAGCCGACGGAAUAAUAUUCAAAGAUAAAAAGAGCCCCAAAGACAGAUUGGAAGUAACAAUAGGUGAUGGUAUGGAAUUCACUAUUCACGGUGAUUCAAAAACAAACUUGAAGAGGGGCAAAAACAUUAACAAUAUCAAUAAAAGUAAAACAAUAGGAAACUCGAUUUUAGAUCACGGUGAAUUUCUUGGACAUUUAGAGGAUGAUGAAAUUAGUAACAAAUCGUACGGAAGCCACAAACACAGGUUCAAAGACGAAAGCCACAAGGGUAGCGCUGAUGUUUUAGAUGAACAUGAAGAAAAACGUGAUGCGAGUAAAGAAGAACUCGGUAUAGAUGAAGAACUAGAUGAAGAUGAAUGUGAUUGCCAAGGACCACUGGACGAAGAUCUGAUAUUAGACGCAGCCACAGAUGAUGUUAUUAUCGACGAAUACUCUGCCGAUUGUUUCCCAGAAAAAUGCUACAAAAAAUUCCCCUUCUUAGCAGGCGACGAUGACUCACCAUUCUGGCAAGGCUGGGCGAAUCUAAGAUAUAAAACUUUUCGCCUGAUAGAAAACAAGUACUUUGAAACAGCCGUUAUUACAAUGAUUUUACUGAGCAGUUUGGCAUUGGCCUUAGAGGAUGUUCAUCUGUCGCAGAGACCAAUAUUGCAAGAUAUUUUGUACUAUAUGGAUAGAAUAUUUACAGUAAUAUUUUUCUUUGAAAUGUUGAUAAAAUGGUUAGCGUUAGGGUUCCAAAAAUAUUUCACAAAUGCAUGGUGCUGGUUAGAUUUCAUAAUCGUAAUGGUGUCUUUGAUCAAUUUCGUGGCGUCUUUGUGUGGGGCGGGAGGAAUCCAAGCAUUUAAGACGAUGAGAACGUUGCGAGCUUUGAGACCACUACGUGCAAUGUCUCGGAUGCAGGGCAUGAGAGUUGUAGUAAACGCAUUGGUACAAGCUAUACCAUCUAUCUUCAAUGUAUUGCUAGUGUGCUUAAUAUUUUGGUUGAUUUUCGCUAUUAUGGGCGUACAGUUAUUUGCAGGCAAAUAUUAUAAGUGUGUAGAUAACAAUAAAACGACACUAAGUUACGAAAUUAUCCCAGACUACAAUGCCUGCAAAGCAGAGAAUUAUACCUGGGACAACUCUCGAAUGAACUUCGACCACGUCGGAAAAGCAUAUCUCUGCUUAUUCCAAGUAGCCACAUUCAAAGGAUGGAUCCAAAUCAUGAACGAUGCUAUAGAUUCAAGAGAGACAAAUAAGCAACCCAUUAGAGAAACCAACAUCUACAUGUAUCUGUAUUUCGUAUUCUUUAUUAUUUUUGGAUCAUUCUUCACCCUCAACCUGUUUAUUGGAGUAAUCAUCGACAACUUUAAUGAACAGAAAAAGAAGGCAGGAGGAUCACUCGAGAUGUUCAUGACUGAAGACCAGAAGAAAUACUACAAUGCCAUGAAGAAAAUGGGUUCCAAAAAGCCAAUGAAAGCUAUUCCCAGACCGAGGUGGAGGCCUCAAGCAAUAGUAUUUGAGAUAGUGACGAAUAAGAAGUUCGACAUGAUCAUCAUGUUGUUCAUAGGUCUGAACAUGUUGACGAUGACGAUGGACCAUUAUCAGCAAAAGGAAACAUUCACGAAAGUUUUGGACUACCUCAAUAUGAUUUUCAUAGUUAUAUUCAGUACCGAGUGCCUCAUGAAAGUGUUUGCUUUGCGUUAUCACUAUUUUACAGAACCGUGGAACUUAUUCGAUCUAGUUGUUGUUAUAUUAUCUAUUUUGGGACUGGUGCUCAGUGAUAUUAUAGAGAAAUAUUUCGUGUCACCGACAUUACUGAGGGUCGUACGUGUAGCUAAAGUGGGUAGAGUUCUACGUUUGGUAAAAGGAGCCAAAGGCAUACGCACAUUGCUUUUCGCACUAGCCAUGUCACUGCCUGCGCUUUUCAACAUCUGUUUACUACUGUUUUUGGUAAUGUUUAUCUUUGCCAUAUUUGGGAUGUCGUUCUUCAUGCACGUCAAAGACAAGAGUGGCCUAGACGACGUCUACAACUUCAAGACCUUCGGACAAUCCAUGAUACUUCUAUUUCAGAUGUCAACAUCAGCUGGGUGGGAUGGCGUGUUGGACGGUAUUAUCAACGAGGAAGAUUGCAAGCAGCCAGACAACGAGAUUGGAGAGACGGGCAACUGCGGAAAUUCCACAAUAGGCAUAGCCUUUCUGUUGAGCUACCUCGUCAUAUCAUUUCUCAUUGUCAUAAACAUGUACAUUGCCGUUAUCUUAGAAAACUAUUCCCAAGCAACCGAAGACGUACAGGAAGGCCUUACUGAUGACGACUACGAUAUGUAUUAUGAGAUAUGGCAACAAUUUGACCCAGACGGCACCCAGUACAUACGCUACGACCAGUUAUCAGAUUUUCUUGAUGUACUGGAACCACCUUUACAGAUACACAAACCAAACAAAUACAAAAUAGUUUCGAUGGACAUUCCAAUUUGCAAGGGUGACCUCAUGUUCUGUGUAGAUAUUCUAGAUGCUCUAACCAAAGACUUCUUUGCCCGCAAGGGUAACGCCAUUGAAGAAACUGCUGAACUAGCAGAAGUCCAAGGGCGACCAAAUGAGGCUGGUUACGAACCAGUCAGUUCCACUCUUUGGAGGCAACGGGAGGAGUAUUGCGCUCGUCUAAUCCAGAAUGCGUGGCGCAAGCAUAAGCGAAACCGUGGUGGAGCCACUGACCAAUCCGAUGAGGGGGAGGUGGAUGGCGAGGGCGAGCCAGAGGCAAGACAAACAGCAGUCUUAGUGGAAAGAAAUGGGCACAAGGUAGUGAUACAUAGCCGUACACCCAGCAUCAGCUCACGUUCUGCGGACGUAUGAGACCGGCCUCGCCCCUCCCCAACCUCGCCAUAGCCAGAACGCUAUGCUAGAUGGCCACGACACGUUAUUUUAUCUCGGCAGAAUUCGUGUUGUUCCGUUACAUGCACAUAUACAUCGAAAUCCAAACAUAUAACCCAAAUUGUGUUUAGAGUUCUCUUGAGUUGAUAAUCUGAAUAUGUCCGAGAUAAAUCUUUACGUGAUGAAGUUUGUGCAGUGUAGUUUGAUGGAGAAGGUAUCGUUUCCCAAGUGUCAACUGCUUUGCUGCUCAUAUCGCUAUUGACUAUUGGUUAAUAUACUAACUGCUGUAUCAAUAGACAAAUAUAUUCGGUACAAUAUAAUAGUCGUAUGAUCAGUAAUUAUGUAAUUGUACAUUAUUAAAUACAUUUUGUAAAUUGUUAGUGUCUGAACCAGUGUCCCAGCACUGGUUCAAUCCAAUAAUUCACUAAGAGGUAUUUAAUAGUGUAUAAAAAACAUAGGAAGCCAGUUGAUUUAAAUGUAUUUCAUUUCUUUUAAUCUGUACAUCCUAUUAAUUUGAGAUGUUUAAACACUCGCCAAUGCCUUGAGUUUCACAAUUAGUCUAUAAGUUCCAUUAAAGAAAUUUAGUUUAAUUUAAACACUGAAAUUAAUAGGAACCGUAAAAUUCUUUAUAAAAUAAAAAACCACCAUAGGAAUACCCUAUAUCUAAUUAAUUGUUGUUGAACUGACAACCAAGAUUAGAAUAUGUUCAGUUUGCAAUGCUUGGAAAGCAAGCGAUGCGAACUGAACUUAGAUAGUACCUGAGUCAAUCGGCCUUAAAAUCAAGCCUUUAGCAAUACAAUGUACAAAUAUUAGUGUGACAGAAGUAAAUUCUAAGUUGAGAGCAACAUUUCCCAAGGUGCUCCCAAAUUAUCGUUUUAGCAAGCAUCAGUAUAUGUUACUGGUUUUAAGGUAGGUGACUCAGGUUGCCAACAUAAUUCAUAAAAGUGCAUAUUUUUGACCUACAACUGUUUCCUAUUUAUUUUACUUUAUAAGACACAAAAUGCACAAAUCGUGGGGAUAAUCAAAAAAGUGCAUUUUUUAAGAAUUUUGUAUUGAUAUUCUAAAAAUGGCCCAAAUCAAUGAACAAUAACUAAUAAUAUUAAAAGUGGACUAUUUUAAAAUCACGACAAGUUAUAUUUAUAAUGGUGCUUUCUUCAAUUGCUAAUAUUCAAGCUAUCUUCACAUGCUACAUGGACCGCUAAUGGGGGAGGGGCGAAUGGGAAAAAUUUGCAAAAAGUUCACAAAAUUUUUGUAUGCCUCAUACAAUAAUAACUAACAUUUAGUAUGUGUGACAUUUUUAUCUACACGUUUUCCCUAGCAAUAUGUAGCACAUGCUGCAACUGUUUUUAAAAUAUGUGCUUCUAUAUUAACUUAGUUUAUUAGAAAAUAAAUUAAUUCAUACCCUUUUGCAUUUUGAUCAUGAUGGCACAAAUUUAUUAUAGAUAACACAACUUUGUAUAUUAAACACUUGAAGUGACACAACAACAUUUUUUAUUAUGGCUGGACCAUUUAAACUAGUUUUUGUGAUGACCAUAAGUUUAAGCGAACUCACAAAAAUGUCACUCAUACCAAAGAAAAAAUUUAUUCAGAAUAAAUUUGGAAGUAACGAGAAAUACAAGCAACUGUGUUGUAGUUCUGCGUUAUCACGCUGUUAUAUUAUUUCGUUAUAUUAAUUAAUUAGUAUAUUAUUGUUAAAAUUUUAUAUAAAUAUUACAGGUGUGGACAAUGUGUGAUUGGCAAGUUUCGAUAUACUCAGUUAACAUUGUUUAUAACACCCUCUUUUAAUUAUACUGCCAUUCCCAGACAGUACACUUAACAAGAGGGGUUUCAAAAACCUGAAAAUAAUUCCAGGUUCAAUUACUAUGUCUGCUCAGAUUUUCUCUUAAUAACACGUGCCGUGCCGUUUUAAGAAAACAGUAAAUCUAUACUAUAUAAUAUAUAUAUAUAAAAAAAAUAUUUAAGGCAAUAAGAACAUGGUUGUUAUCGUUAAGUGAUUUAGAUUUAAUUAAGUGUUUGUUAUAAAUAAAACUGAAUAUCUGAGGAACAUUGUUGCCUUAUUUUAUAGAUUUUUCUAUAAAGAAACAAUGCCAAUGAAAUGUUGUCCAUUUACCGAGACGCAAAGUGAUAAAUAUAUUUAUACAGGCAAUCGCUAUAUACAAACUAAUUUAAAGCUCCACAGCUUUUUUAUGUUUAGUCACAAUUGUUUUUCCAGUACUAAAUUAAUUUCGUUAUUGUAGGUUAAUAAAUGAAUUUAUAAUAUAAAUAAAUAUGUUUGGUGGUACUCAAGUCUGUUUUAUAGUGUGCUAGGCAUACAAUGUUAUUGUUAAAUAGCUUUGACACUGUUUUAACAAUAAGCUGUAUGCAAUUUGUUAGAUUUUGUUAUUAUUCGAUAAAUUAAUAUACUAAUAUAUUAUGAAUGCCGUUCCAUAAUUAAAAAUGCAGACUUACCUAUAUCUUUGAAUCCAUCAAACAGUGUAUUAUGAAUGUAAGUUAAUUUAAUACAUAAAUAAAUAUAUUUACAGUCAUCAAUAUUUAAAAUUUCGACUAUAUUGAUUAAAUGAGUGGAAAAGGAGCUAACUCAUUAAUGAAAACACAAAAAGAUGAUACAUUUUGCACAUGACUGUAUACAUGCUUUUUUAUAUUUUGCAUCUAAUUUAAACAAAUAUGAUCGUGUAGAUACAGGUACAUGUACACUUAAAUUAAAUGUGUUCGGAACAUUGUAUCUACAUUUCAAAAAACUCAUUCAUGUAAUAUAAUGAAUAAUCAUAGUAUUACAACAUAUAUACAUAUAAUUUUUCUAAGCAAUCGUUGUUUUUAGGGUAGCUAUUGAUAUAUUAAGAUUUAGUUUGUAAGCUUUGCGAAAAAUUAAAGCGAUCUCGAUUUGAAUCUGAAAUAAU